AUGCGCUUCAGCAUAGCUGCUACAACCGCUCUCUCGCUGCUGGCGAGGUGUGUCCUUGCGGCGACUGCCGACCCGAACUUUGACCUGGUGACCAAGCCCGAGAAGGACGAGAAGAUCGACGCUGGCUCGACCUACACUCUUGUGUGGAAGGUCCCGGAGGGCGCGUCAAAGGGACCGAUCACCAUUGCGCUCCUCGCAGGCCCCAAUCGUGAUUUACUCCAGCCCGUGGGUAUUGUAGCGAAGGGCAUCGCGAAUAGCCUCGAGAAGUACGACUGGGCCGUCAACGACACGCUCGGCAGCGCGCCCCUGUACGGCCUGACCUUCACUCUCGAGGAGGCGCCGGAGCACUUCCAGUUCUCGAACCAGUUCCACAUCGUCGCCAAGGCGGGCGCGGGCGGCUCCAGCAGCGGCAGCGAGUCUUCGAAGACGGGCGACACCACGGCGACGACGACCAAGACCACUGCCACGGGCGCGACCACCACCGAGACCAGCACGACUGGCGGUCCUACAACAACUUCUCAGACCUCGGGAAGCACCGGUGUUACCACAAGCCGCACUACUAGCGGGCCUUCGGGGGCCACGAACGGCACUUCUACGUCCUCACCUACUCGGGCGCCGACUGGAGGAGCCGCGGCCAUGGGCGUGCCACUAGUUGCUGCUGGCGCGUACGCUCUUGGAGCGCUUCUUCUGUGA
Messenger RNA from Thyridium curvatum, 693 nucleotides. RefSeq lists its product as uncharacterized. The record is from RefSeq and is a predicted model, not a curated record. The transcript is spliced from 2 exons. Lineage: Eukaryota; Fungi; Ascomycota; Sordariomycetes; Thyridiales; Thyridiaceae. The coding region runs from base 1 to 693 and encodes 230 amino acids.